AUGAAGCAAUAUAAAAGCAUCCGAACUCAACUACAUACAAAGCCGUAUGCUAGUUUGGAAACUGUUACGCACAUCGUAUUUUAUGCAAUUAGGCUUACCUUUUUCGUUCUGAUCCGCGGACUAACCUUUAAUAUUAAAGUAGCUACUGAAAGGGAGUUAAUAGCUGCAAAUGAUGUCAUUAUAAGCUACACAUUCUCGUUCUUCCUGCUAUUCUUUGCUCUCUGCAGUGUUAUUACAGAAAAUAUCUACGGAUAUUAUCUGUCUGCAAUUCUUAUGUUUCACAAUUCACUGUUCACAAUCGCCAUGCUAAUUUUAAUCAGUCUAAAUAUCAAAGUUACAGCAAAGUUCUUGAGUGUUGGCAUUGUGGUGUCCAUCAGUUAUUUUGUAGAGAUGUGCUUCACCUUGUUCUAUAUUUACAGAAAGCGUGUUGAGAACAGCAAGAUCUUAUUUCAGAAGAUCGGCGCAGAUCCAAAAAUCAAUGACAUGUUUUCAACGCGUAAGAAGCUUCAAACACUUGGUCUAUUGAAUUUCUUUAUUUCCAUUAUCACAAUACAAAAGCUGUACUUACCACCUGUCUUAGCUCACUUUGCCUUUGAGUAUGCCACUAUCAUAAUAUUGGGUUUAACGAUUCUACAGCACAUAUUUAUCUAUGCAAACUUCCACAAUGAAGAUCUGACACAGAGGAAAAUAGCGAUGGUUAUCACCGUUGUCAAAGCAGCACUGGCAAUAUUAUUAGCCAUAUUCACGAUUAUAAAAUAUAUUGUAGGGACAGAAGAGGAAAAGGUUGUAAAACUGAUUGUGUAUAUAGAUCUUUUGAUGAUAUCGCUGGUGUUUUUUUAUUACCUGUGGACGGAUAUGAACAACUUUGGAAAAGGACUGAAAAAGCAGAUCUUGUUCAAAACAAGGGAGCUUACUCUUUAG
This is a messenger RNA of Vittaforma corneae ATCC 50505, 921 nucleotides long. RefSeq lists its product as uncharacterized. Bases 1 to 921 code for a protein of 306 amino acids. The transcript has a single exon. The record is from RefSeq and is a predicted model, not a curated record. Lineage: Eukaryota; Fungi; Microsporidia; Nosematidae.